Molecule: messenger RNA, 1713 nt
Organism: Lodderomyces parapsilosis
Lineage: Eukaryota; Fungi; Ascomycota; Pichiomycetes; Serinales; Debaryomycetaceae
Gene: ILV1
Product: threonine ammonia-lyase
Exons: 1
Coding region: 1-1713 (570 amino acids)
Biological process (GO): L-threonine catabolic process
Molecular function (GO): pyridoxal phosphate binding; threonine deaminase activity
Source: RefSeq, a predicted model, not a curated record
AUGAUCAGGCUAAGUCCAAUUGUUGCAUCUAGGCAACUCCUAGCACCUGUUCUCCUACAUCUGAGCAGAUCAUCUAUCAGAACAAAUUCUACAAUUGCAAUUGAGACGAAAUGGCCAGAGCUUUCAGAAUCAGACUUUAUACAAAACUCUCAAGGAUGCAAUUCAAAGCAACCAGACUACAUAAAAUUGAUUUUAACCUCAAGGGUUUAUGAUGUUGUCCUGGACGCAGGCACGCCUUUGUCGCAUGCAAUUAAUUUAUCCAGAAGAUGUGGCUCAAACAUAUACUUGAAGCGUGAGGAUUUGUUACCUGUUUUUUCAUUCAAGUUGAGAGGUGCAUACAAUAUGAUUGCUCAUUUGCAUUCUAAUGCAAAACAGCCAAUGUCUGGUGUUAUUGCGUGCUCUGCUGGUAACCAUGCACAGGGAGUUGCAUACUCGGCAAACAAGCUAAACAUUCCAGCCACCAUUGUGAUGCCAACUCCCACUCCCUCAAUAAAAUACAGCAAUGUUUCGAGAUUGGGCUCACAGGUUGUUUUAUAUGGAGAUGAUUUCGAUUCUGCAAAGCAGGAGUGUGCCAGAUUAAGCAAGGAAAAUAAUUUGGUAAAUAUCCCUCCAUUUAAUCAUCCGUAUGUUAUCGCAGGUCAAGGUACUGUUGCAUUGGAAAUUACAAGACAGUUGAGACUAGACAAAUUAGAUGCUAUUUUUGUUCCAGUUGGAGGUGGAGGGUUAAUAGCAGGAGUUGCAGUUUAUUUGAAACACAUUGCGCCGCAUGUAAAAAUAAUUGGAGUUGAAACGUAUGAUGCCAAUGCUUUAUACCAGUCGUUAAAGAACAAGGAGCUGACACAAUUGGAUAAAGUUGGUCAAUUUGCCGAUGGAACUGCUGUCAAGGUUCUCGGAGAUGAGACUUGGAGAUUGUGUAAAGAUUUGGUUGAUGAGGUUGUGUUGGUUAAUACAGAUGAAAUUUGUGCAGCAAUAAAGGACAUUUUUGAGGACACAAGGUCAAUCACUGAACCUUCAGGAGCUUUGUCAGUGGCAGGAUUGAAAAAGUAUAUUGAGAGUCAUCCAGAAAUUGAUCACAAGAAUAAGACUUAUGUCCCUGUUUUGUCGGGUGCAAAUAUGAACUUUGACAGAUUGAGAUUUGUCAGUGAAAGAGCGGUUUUGGGUGAAGGUAAAGAGGUGUCAUUAGCUGUAACUAUACCGGAAAAACCUGGUGAAUUUGCAGUGUUGCAACAUCUCAUCAACCCAAGAGCAAUAACCGAAUUUUCAUACAGAUGCAGUGGACUCGAGAAAGCCAACAUUUUUGUAUCCUUUAACGUUGCUGACAAAAAGGUUGAAAAACCAGCUGUCAUAGAUGCCAUGGAAAAGGCAGGGUUCGAAGUUGUUGACAUUUCGGAGAAUGAGUUGGCAAAGUCGCACGGUCGUUAUUUGGUUGGUGGAAAGUCACACAUUUCGAGAACCGAAAAUGAAAAGUUGUACCUGUUUGAGUUUCCAGAGAAACCGAAUGCUUUGUUCAACUUUUUGCAAGCAUUGAAGAGCGACUGGGAUAUCAGUUUAUUCAAUUACAGAAACCACGGUCACGACGUUGGUAAGGUUUUGUGUGGGUUUAUCUUACCAGAUGGGUCCGAAGCUGAAUUUCAAGAAUUUUUGCAAAAGAUUGGUUACACAUUCAUCGAUGAGUCGGAUAAUAUCUUUUACAAGAAGUUUUUAAGAAACUAA